This is a messenger RNA of Sinocyclocheilus rhinocerous, 1016 nucleotides long. RefSeq names its product CKLF-like MARVEL transmembrane domain containing 7 (gene cmtm7). Bases 129 to 614 code for a protein of 161 amino acids. Lineage: Eukaryota; Metazoa; Chordata; Actinopteri; Cypriniformes; Cyprinidae. The record is from RefSeq and is a predicted model, not a curated record. The transcript is spliced from 5 exons. Gene Ontology annotation, cellular component: membrane.
UGUCUUUGGUCACGCUCUGUUGUAGCUGACGCUUCUCCCGACUCAACUACUAGUUCAGUGUAAGCAGCUUUAAAUACAUAUUAUCUUUUUUUUUUAUUUGUAAAGUUCCUCAAAUAGGAUACACCAGAAUGUCUCACACUGUCGUUACUACUACAAGCACAACAACAACAUCCUCAUCGGAUGGAGGAUUUUGCAACAUCGGGUAUGCGCGUUCAUUUCAAGGAUUACUGAAAAUCGGCCAAGUGGUGAUCCUCCUGAUUGCUUUCCUUUGUGUGCACUGUAAGGGGACCAAUAAUUACUCCGCCUACCGCUACUUUGAGGUGGUCACUGCAUGGUUUCUCAUCGUCUUCUUAAUCUUCUUCCUCAUGUAUUUGUUUGGACUUCAAAGCAAAAUCACAUGCAUCAACUGGACAUUGACGGAGUUUUUACAUUAUGCUGUGGGAGGAAUCCUGGUCUUUAUUGCCUCUAUAGUUGUUGCUGUGAAGAGUCAUGGGAUCUCAGCUUUGAUCGCUGGAUCUGUGUUUGGCUUUAUAGCUACUUUUCUUAUUGCAAUCAGCAUAUUGACUUCUUAUAAGGUCACAUGUGGCUCUCAACCAACUGGUGCUGCAGUGUAACUGGAUGGAAGACACUGUCUUAUCAGAUGAAAGUAGCAAGAAAAAUUAUCAAUUUGUUCUGGAGAGAUGAGUUCUUUAAGGACAUUAAAGGGACAUUUUCGGUUGUUUUUGAAGAUGCUUUAUGCUUCAAGAGUGGAUUUCAUCAUCAAAAUUAUAGUGCCUCAGUGAACUUAAUCGGCUGGGGUCAAACUUAGAAUUUUUCAGAAUUAAGACUGGUUUUAAGAGUGUUGAUUUGAUAUAUUUAUCAACAAUGUCUGAAACCAAAAGGGACCAUUUAUUCACGAGAAUGUUUACAUUAUUUAUUUGACAGUAUAGAUAUCGUGUGAUGCAGAUUUGAUUUAGUGCCUGUGAUCAAAGAAUAUUUUGGCUGAAAUUAGGUGUUCAUGAAGGAUUGAUGCUGAU